AUGAAUGAUAUUAUAAAUUUAUCAUAUGAUGUUAUAUUAGAAAGGCUGAGGAAAAAAAGCUCUUAUGAGAUUUCUGUGAGGAAAUAUUGUGAUAUGAUAAAAUGUAGAAGAGAUAAAGAGGAACAUAUGUUAGACCCUCCAAAAAAAGAAGCAACUAAUGGAAUGAUUAACUUACAAAAUGAAGAAAUAAAAAAAAAUAAUAAAAUUAAUUUAAUAUAUAAUGUAACAAAUGAAGAGGUAGAAAACAAAACAUUACAAGAGAAACAUAUAGAUGAUAUAAAUGAAAAAAAAAAAGAUUUUGAUGAAGUGAUAUUAUCAUUAUAUACAGAUCUUAUGGACCUCAUGAAUUAUAAUAAUUUUUUUAUAAAAGAUUGUGUAUUCACUUUUAUUUUGGAUGAUAAGAAUGGAUAUAAAGGGAAGUUAGAUUUAUGCUUUGGAAGAAUAGAAAAAGAAGAAGAAGAAGAAGAAAAUAAAAAUUGUUCUAAUGAUAUGUCCAAAGAAUAUUUAAACAGUUAUGAUGAUAAUAAAGUAAAAGAUAAUGUGAUAAAAAAAAAAAAAGAAAGUAAUAAUAAUAUUUAUGAUAACAAUGAUAGAUAUAUUUUUUUUGAACAUUAUGAAAUAUAUGGGAAUAUAAAAAAUAAUAUUAAAGAUAUAUUAAGAAAUACUUUUGAAUGUUUAUUUUUUGGCAUAGUAGAAGAAUAUAAUAUAAUAUUAAAAAUAAAUUAUUGUAAUCGUAUUAAAGAAAUAUAUAAUUAUAUACUAUUUAAUGAAGAGAUUUAUAAAACUCUUGAAUAUACAGAUUAUAUUAAAAUAGAUAUAAAUAAAAUUCAUUUUGAUAUUAUAGAUUAUUCUUUUAUAUUUUCAAAAAAUAUAAAAAACUUUGUAAAUUAUUUAAAAUAUGUUAAAGAUAUACAUUCUUGUUCCUAUCUUAUUUCUUUAUUAAUUCGUAACAUAGCUUAUAUAAAUAAUAUAUAUAAAUAUACAUCUCAAUUAUUUAUUUAUAAUAAUUCAAGUAAUGAAUAUAAUACUAUAUUUUUACGAUUUUAUAUAAAUAAUAAAAAAGAAAUAUUUGAAAAAAUUGGUAUUUUAAAAAAAAAAAUUACCUCAGAAAAUGUUAUUGAUAUUGAUAUUUGUAUAUAUGAUAAUAUAAAAAAUAUAUUUAUUAAUAAAUAUAAUAUGUCCUUUCCUGAGGAACAUAUUAUAUUAUCAUAUGUUCAAUAUUAUUAUGUCUAUAAACCUGUGAAUAUGAAAAAAUAUUCUUAUUAUAACACAAAUUAUUCUUAUAUUUUCUCAACAAAAAAAGAAUCGAAGAUAUCUAACACAACACAUAUAAUAUGUUCAUCUGAUGAUCAUCAGACGUUAGAUCUAAAUUAUGAAAAUAUUCCAUAUAUUAAAAGUAAACCAUUACAAAAAAAUAUUAGGAAAUACAUGAAAUGUAAAGGAACAGAUAAAAUAAAUAUUGUAAAGGAUAAGAUGAAAUUAAAUGAUACGCAAGAAAUAUAUGAUGAUGAUGAUCAUCAUAAAGAUUAUAGCUAUGAUAUAUGUGACACAUAUGAUACAUAUAACACAUAUGAUAUAGAUGACACAUAUGAUAUAGAUGACAAAGAUGACGAUGAUUAUAAUUAUAAUUAUAAUAAUUAUUAUUAUAAUAAUCCAAACACAUAUGAAAGGAAACAAAACCAUAAACAUCUUAGCAAUAACAAAAAAAGAUAUAACGAUGGAUCAAUGAAAUAUAAAAUGUUAGACGAUCAUUUUAAUAAAGAGGAAUCAAUUAAAAAAAUAAAUAGACAAAAUAAAGAAUAUAAUUAUGAUACAAAUAAAUAUAAUUCUGAUUCUAAUUAUAUGAAUAACUGUAUUACGUCUAUUAUAUAUGAUGAAAAGGAAAAUCAAAAAGAAGAGAGAAAAAUAUAUACACAUAAUUCUACAGUUGCCAUAUUAAAUAAUAAAAAUUGUUCAUCUAGAAAAAUUGUCACAAGAAGUAUGAAAUAUAAGACUGCUAGUUCGAUUGAAACAGAUGAAGAUUAUAAAAGUUAUUUAAAUGAUAUAGAUAUAUUAGAUGAUACAUUUAUUAUUAAAGAAAAUAUUGUUGUAGAAAAAUUAAUGUUAGAUGAUGAACUUGAAAAAAUGCUUACAGAAAGGAUGAAUGAACAGAAUGAUAAUAUUGUAACAUUAAAGAAUAGAAAAAUAAAAGCAUUAAAUUUAAACAUGCAUGAAAAGGAUAAUUAUAUAAAUUUUUAUAGUGAUGAUAAUGAAUUUGAUGUAGAAAUUAAUAAAUGUGUAUGGGAAAAUGAAGACAUUGUCAAAAGGAAUAAACGAAAAAGAAGAAGAAAAAGAAAAAAAAAACAUAUACAAAGGCAAAUACAAAAACAAAGACAAAUACAAAUACAAAUACAAAGACAAAAACAAAUACUAAGAGAACCAGAUAAUAUAAACAAUUAUAUGAUAAACGAAUAUCAGAAUAAUAUAUAUCAAGAUAUAAUUAUUUGUGAUAAAGUUUAUGAACAUGUAGAGAAUACAUGUAAUAAUAAAGAAAGAUUUUAUAACGAUAAUUUUAAAAUGAAGAAUACAUAUAAUUAUAAAAAGAGACCUUAUAAUUAUAUCACAGACAUGUGUAAUAAAAAUGUUGUGAAUAAAAGAAGAAAGAUAUCUUCUUUAGAUAAGGAUGAAAGUUUUACUUUAAAAAAAAAUGAUGCAAAUGAUAAAAAUAAAAUGAAAAAUUUAUUUUAUUCAGAGUUUUUAUUUGAUUAUAAUCCAUGGAUUGAUAAUAAUGUGAAUAAAAAUCUUCAGGACGUUUUUUAUGAAAAACAAUUUUAUAAAAUUAUGAAUGAGAAUUUUGAGGUCUAUACUAUUGAGGAUGAGGAGGAAAAUAAGAAAGAUGAAGAUAAUAAAGAGGAAAAUAAGAAAGAUGAAGAUAAUAAAGAGGAAAAUAAGAAAGAUGAAAAUAAGAUAGAUGAAAAUAAGAUAGAUGAAGACAAUAAAGAUGAAAAUAAGAUAGAUGAAGACAAUGCAGAUCAAUCUGGUAAGGAUAAAUUUAUUGAAGAGGAAAAUAUUGAAUACCACGAUAAGAAUAAUAAUAAUAUAAUAAAGAAACUAAUAGAAGUAUAUAAUGUAGAAAAUGACAGUGUCACAAUGUAUAUUGUAAAUAAUGAAGAUGAAAAUAAAAAGAAUAAACAAAAUGAACAUAUUUUAAAAAAAGAUAGUAAUAGUAUUGAUUUAUUUAAUAGAGAAAAUAAAAAGGAUAUAAAAAAUAAGACAUAUACAAAUAUAAAAAAUAUAAACAUGAAUUUGUAUACAAAUAUGUUGAAGAAAUGUCCAAAUAAUAUAUUGAAAAAAAGUAUGAUGCAUAAAAAUAUAAUAAAAGAAAAGAUGAAUAAUGAAAAAUAUAAAAAUAAUAAAAUAAAUAAUAAUGAGAAUAAAAAUAAAAAUCAAUGUAAUAAUAAUUUGGAAAUUAUAAGUAUGAAUAAUACUCCAAAUUCUAAAUAUAUGUAUAAUCAUUUUGAAAAUAAAUCUAUAACAGAAUCUGUAUAUAAUGAUAUUAUGAAAAAUCUUAGUAGAAAUAUGUACUUUUUAAAUAAUGAAGAUAAUAUAUUAAAUUGUGUAUCUAAUUAUAAACAUUUAUUGAAAAAUAUUUUAUAUUUUGAAAAUGUAAUAGAAAAAUAUAAUAUCCAUAUGCGUGUAAUACCUGCUUUAAAUAUACAAAGCGUCAGAUCGAAUAGAGAAAAUAAAUAUGAAAUGAAUGAAAAUAAUCCAAAUAAAUUAUCAGAUGGAAAUUAUAAUAAAAAUAAAGAAAAGGAUAAUCAUAUGAAUAAACUUAAAAAAAUAAUUCAUAAUAUAAAAAAUAAAUGUAGAGAAUAUAAAAAUACAUUAUAUAAAUAUAAAACAUAUAUGUAUUGUAAAUAUAUAUAUGGAAAACAAAAUUGUAGCCUGUUCAUAAAUAGGCAAAAUAAAAGUAAAAAUAAAAAUAAAAAUAAGAAUAAAAAUAAAAAUAAAAAUAAGAAUAAGAAUAAGAAUAAGAAAUGUUUAAUAAGUUAA
Molecule: messenger RNA, 4032 nt
Organism: Plasmodium adleri (nom. inval.)
Lineage: Eukaryota; Apicomplexa; Aconoidasida; Haemosporida; Plasmodiidae
Product: conserved Plasmodium protein, unknown function
Exons: 1
Coding region: 1-4032 (1343 amino acids)
Source: RefSeq, a predicted model, not a curated record